AUGGCACCUGCGGUAUUGAACAGCUCCGGCUAUAUGCAGGAGACCCAGGAAGCCGUCAAGCUGGCCGCUACGGCGACGAUGAACACCCACUACCACAACCCGUACACGACGGACCUGACCUCGCCGCACUCGCCGGUGCCCGAGUUCCGGAGCCAGGCCGCCAACGGGGACCACAACCACAAUCACAACCACCCCCACCCUGGGCACCCGGGGGGCCCCCACCCGGGGCACCCCCCCCACCCCGUCUACGGCGGGCCCCCGCACCCUCAUUCCGCCCCCGUCCACCACCACCACCAGCAGCACCAUAACCCCCAGGCUGUCCAGGUCUGCUCCGGCUGCAACUCCAAGAUCGUUGACCGCUGGUUCCUCAGGUGUCUAGAACGGAACUGGCACAAUAACUGCCUCAAAUGCACGGCCUGUGGGGCCACUUUAGCCGAUAUAGGAGCCACGUGUUUCACAAAACCGGGCAUGAUUCUCUGUAAAAAUGAUUAUGUCAGGUUGUUCGGUCAGUCGGCGGCGUGCGCGGCGUGCAGUCAGAUGAUCCCGCCGUCGGAGCUGGUGAUGCGGGCGGGGAGCGCGGGGGGCCAGGGGGGCGGCCCGGGGAGCGGGGGCCCGGGGCCGGGGGCGGGGCCCAGUAGUCAGGUGUUCCACGUCAAGUGCUUCGCGUGCUCCAAGUGCGGGCUCCAGCUCGUCUCCGGCGACCGCUACUACCUCCUCGGCGGCGCCGUCGUCUGCGAGCAGGACUGGCACAAGUUCAUCAAAGGCUCCGGCAUCUCCACCCAGGCCCAGACCACCGUCCGCAAAGGCAAGGUCGGCCGCCCUCGGCGGAGCAGAGACUGAAACCCCAUCGACGAGGAAACACUGUAGCCUAGUAUCUCCAUCCGGAUUCGAAGUCAGAGCUCUGAUGACGGGGUCUGAUUCGCCUUGAUUAUCGCAACUUCCUAUUCACCAGUAGUUCGUACGGAAACACCUCGCAUCACCCAACGACCAAUAGGAGCGCUCCGCCAUUAUUGUUUCCCGAGUGGUUUGUCUGCAAACUCCCUCACCUUCCAGUGUUUUAUUAGAUUCUAUUUCUAUUUUAAGGUGGUCUUUCAUUGUGAGCAAUCCAUGAGCCUAUCUUUUUCUCCCAAUUGUAAGAUUGUUUCACCGUUGUUCCCUCAGACUAUUUCAUGUAUAUACAAUGCAGUCUAUAACACGUGACAACUGAGUGGCAGGUAUUGCAAGUAGUAAGCGACUGUGUACUUUCUCCUCUGAGGAAUAUUUAAUAUUUUUUUCAUCUCCGCUAAGAGAUCUUGAAAUGGAAACAUAAUAGCGUGAAUUCGCUCCCUGAUUUUUUUGGCAAAGAUUUGCUCUAUUAAAAAAAAAACUCUACCUCUGAAAGCGCGAAACCCCCCUUCUUUCAGUGCAUUUUCCGAGGGAAAUAUUUUCGUAUUGAACGAGGAGAGGACAACGUGUUAGAAACAAUUUCUCAAUUUCCUUUUCAAUAUGAUUAUUUUAUUUACUUUUUUUAUUUCCAAGCUUUUUUCAUAAACGUCUAUGCCACGGUUCUUUAUGACUUGAAAAUGCCAAUAGUUAUUUAUUUAUUUACUACGGUGAUUUCAGUCCCUCUUGAAUCUACCAGCCAAUAAUAAGGCACGCUGUCUCUACAAAUAAUAAGUAAAUUAAUUUUUGUCUAAUCUCCUUACUUUACUUUCUCUCCAUACUUAGUAUUUGCAAAAAUACUACUCCCAAGAAUUGCUCUAUUGAAGCUUAUUUGGAUUGAAUUUUGAAAAAAAUAACGAAACGAUUAAAUAAACAAAUAUAUGAAAAAAGGGGAAGAAAGAAAACAUCACCACAUGAUGCGUCAAAUUUGCGUCCGUCAAUGUUCUUUCUCAAGAGACCAGUACCGUUGAAGGAACACCUGUGCUCUCCUUGGAUAAAAAGCAGAAUAAAGAAAUUCAUAAAACCUCGUUGUAUCGUUUCCCAAAUGACACUCAACAUUUUAAGUCAUUUUGAUCAUGAUGACGAGAAAACUCGUGUGCUAAUAUCAGUCUUCUAUGUAUGAGGCGUUCCGAGUCACCGGAAUCAUAUGCUUGAAAGUCUAAUCUGUCAAAGCGCCUUCAUCUGGCCGUGAUACCGCCCCGCGACCGGAGCGAUCGAAUAGUGGUAUCGCGCCCCCAGACACAGCACUCACGACUAUGAGAGAUAGAGAAGAAUUUUCUCCAUUUCGCCGUCGCAUCGAUCACAAUCCUGCAACUUUGUUUGUUGUAUCGAUGCGUUAAAAUUCAAUGCUUUAUCUUGAAAUUUACCCUUAUGAAAAUGUGGACGUAAUAUCCUGUGACAUCAGUUUUUCAUUGUCCAGAAAUGUAUCACGCACGCUGAAAUUCUUAACCGACGAGAGAUUUUUGCGGAAUUGAAAUGCGCGACCUCAGUGGCGAUUCUUGACAGUUGGCAACGUUUUUUUCCUCCAUUUAAAUGUAUGCAAAACAAUCGAUUCUUGCCUCAACUAUAAUCGAUAUUUUCAAUGAAUAUAAAUGGAGGAAAAGCAGUGUUUUUAACUUGGAAAAUCACCACCGCGUGACCUGCCACUCAGUCUUCAGCGUUGAAAGUCUUAGGAGAGAGAGGCGAUCAAAAAUCAUCAAAACCUUUAACAAAUCCCCUAAUUAUUUUGGUGCUUGCCUUUUAAUUGUUUCGGCAACCCUUUUUUUCUUGAUUGAUGGUUUCUUUUUACUUACUUUUUAAAUUUCGAGUUGCCCCAUCAGUUUGCACACCGAAUCAAAACGCAUCUGUCCGUGUUGUCCCUCAGUUGUGUCCAUUGUUGAACCUUGUUGACUAAUUUAUUCGCUUUUGUUUCAAUAAUUGUAAAACACUGUUUUCUUAUGGUUGUAAGCUCGUAAGUUGUACAUACUUUGUAAUAGUGAUCAGGAAACAAAUGUUGUAAUUUAACUGUGUAAAUAGCCAGUUGUAAGCCUCUUAGCCUAAACUAGGGUUACCUAAUUGUCUGGGAUAAUUCCAGGCAAUCAGGCAAUUCUUUUCAAGGAGGGAAACUCUUCCUUGCCUAAUGGACACCCUGCCCAAAUCUUGUAUGCAUAAUUUUUGUUCCCCAAAAAAAGACAAUCUGUCAUUGACCCAUCUUGAGUGCGGUUGACAUGAACUCUUUUUGUUGUUUCGUUUUGUUCUUUAUUUUCCUUUUCUCCUUUUUUAAUCGUUAACAAUCACCUUUUUGAUUGAUAUAACUUUAACUGUGAUAAGACGAUGAUUCGAAAGAAAGAUGUCGUGUCUGAUGUUGGUGUUUUUGACGCUCCUAUCCCCUAUGUGUUGAGUCGUUGAAUCAGAUUUCUUUUUGUCUCCCCUCCAUUACAAAAUCAAUCAUUGACAUUGCGUCAAAACGAAAGAGAAAAAAAACAACCCGAAAAUUUCAAUUUUAUUUUCUACUGACUUUCGAAAAGUUAAUAUUAGUAUCCAACUCUUCAGCACAAACUAAUAUGUGUCUCUGAAAGAGGAAGUUAUAAAUAAGUCAUAUUCUGUACGAUUAGGCCACGAGAUCCUAUCUCAUCAAUGAGUACGUCGAACUGAUUUCUAUGCUUCUGAUCCUCCCAUGUAUUUCUGUAACCAAGAUUCUCAUGAGUGUCCCUACUUCUCACAAUUUUCUCCCACCUUUCCUCUUUUUUCAAAUAAAUAAUGACUGUAGUAAAGACUUUUCUCACCCUCAUACAAACCUAUCGUAAUGUAUCACGUUUUCUAAUAAUUAUACAUGUUGUGCCAAAGGGAAUUAUACAUCUUGAAUAUUUUCUGGACGAAUUCGAAUAUCGGGGGGGGGGGGGAUAUAGAACUGACGUGGAAUAUUGGAAUCAUAUGUGGAAAAUAUGUUCCUCUCAAAAAUAUUAACACGAAUUUCUGCGUUUUUCGAUAUUCGAAUCCGUUCAAAAGAUAUUUAAGCUGGCCACUUUCUUUUAGCACACCCUGUUAGUCUCAAUCUUGGUCAUUCAAAUAUUUACUAUGUCAAUGAAUUUUAACAAUAAAGAAAGCUUAAGCUUACACGAAAAGAAGAGAAGAGUUGGCACAUGGCACUGUGAAUUUUGCCUUUUUGACUGGUGUUGGAGCCAAAACACACCUAACCGAUUUUGUAAUUGUAAAAUCAGCAUGGAAUUAUAACAACUUAGUUCUUUUAAAGUUCAGCCAUGCGACUUUAUCUAAAGACGACAACAGAUUAUAAACGACUUUAAAGUUACUUUUCGAGUGAUUAAUGGACUAUGUUGUUGAACCAAGUUAUUUAAACUAACUAAGCAAUUUUAGAUUGGAAGGGCUUACAUUUUCUUGCCAAGUAUGUUACAAGUACUUUACUAUACCAUACAGGUUUUUUACUCUUCUUUUUUUGUCUUAUUUUUUAAAUACUUUUUGAACAAUUUAGGAUGAAAAUAACUGUAGCCCAGUCUAAGGAUUUUUCCAUCUGCCAUUUGGACCUAAUUUUGCAAUAAGGAAAUUCUAUUUCUGGCACAUUCACACGGACACUCAUCGGCAGAGGAAAAUUGCAUACGUAAAUUUAAACUUUGUACUUACACCGUUUCUAAUACAGUGUGACAAGUUCUUGAAGAGUCGGUGAAUUUUGUUAUGGAACCUUGAAAUUUUUUCCUCCCGUCAGAGCAUCGUUUUCUUUCAAUUUCAGGAAACUUUGCCCCUAACAUUUUUCGCCCUUUGAAUUUUUAUGAGAAAUCAUGCUAAAAGGAAAGAAACAUUGAAGAAUCAGAGCAUUUCAUGCUCAAAAUCCAUGAAAAAUCCGGGAAUUGUGAAGUGCAUAAGAAAACUUGUAAAAUGAGCCAGAAGUACUAUUUCCUAAUUGCCAAAUGCAGUCCAUUUUACCCACCCUACAUCCUUUUGUUUUGCUCAAUCUUUAUAGUGCUGUGUACUUCUGUGCAGCCGUUCUCUAUUGUUUUUCGUUUUGUAUUUCGUCAAUUUUAGAUCUCUUUGUUUUUCUGAAUAGAUCACUCCUAUUUUGUAAAUCGUUGAAUUUUUAUUGCCACGAUAUUGUUUCGAUGCCCAAAUGUGAAAAAUUGAGUCGUUGUGAUCAUGAAAUAAUGAGCAUGCGUGAAUGAGGGAUCCUCACUCAAUCGGUGGAAACGCUCGUCCUCAAGUUUUCCUCGUGAAAAUCACAAAUUUGGACUCUCGCAGAUCUACCAGAUGAGCGGAUCCUUCUGUUGCCUUACCGUCUUUAAGUAGUUGACCUCCUGUUCACGGACUGGAAGAAUACGCGAAAAUGAAAAUAAUGCCUCGCCGAUCGGUCUUCCAAAGUGGCGACGUUACAAACAGUCCUGUUCAAAUCACACUGAACCUCCGUUGUUUCUACUUAUUAGGCUUCAACUGUAACGAGAGACAAAAAAAGGGGGAAAAAAGAGAAGAUUUUUCUCGUUAAAACUGAGGUGAUGUGUUGAGACAUUACUUUUGAUCCAUACGCCUCUAUUUGUAACAAGCGAGGAGGGACAGAGUUUGUACAGGGGGAUAUAAGAAAAAUCUCAAUUCCUCAAAAAAAAACCGGCUAAAAUGACCAAAAUAUUGAUGUUCUGCGUAAACAGCCAUCGCUAGUUUAUUAAUAUCCUCAAGAACGUCAAAUCGAAGUUCUAAAGUUUUACGAGUUUCUCUGAAAUAUGUAAUUUCUUAUUCUCAAACCUUGAAUUUUUUUAAAAUAAGAAAUGUACGUCAUUUUUGGGGGUUUUCCCCCAAAUGAUGCGGAACUAAUUUCUAAAUGUAGUGAUUUAGCUCUCUCACCUUUCUCAGUUUCUUAUUUUUUGUUUCUUUUCUCUGAAUCCGUCGGAAGGCACUCUGAAAAACUCCAGUUCUAUUGUAAGUCGAGAACCUGAGUGUGUCCUUUAUUUCCUAAUUCACGAAUAAAAACCAAGCGACAAAGACGUAAAUUAAAUUCAGGGCGACUAAGAAAUGCUCGUUGGAAUUAAUGACUUUUAUAGAAAGAGCUCAAAUGCAUGCCGUCUCAUUCUCACCGUUUCCCGAUUCAGGUUUAAAGUUAUUAGAGUAUACUCAAGGAACUAUCGUAAAAAGGAACGUACUUGUGCGCUUGAGAAAUAUUUACAUCGAAUAUUCGUAAACGCCUAUGGUAAAACGGUGGUGGUUUUUACGUGUUACCGUCUGACCCUUCUCUACCUUUUACUCCUUGCAAGUAUGAGAAUGUUCCGACUUCCAUGAAAAUUCAAGUAGAAUAUCAGAUAUGGUAUCCUUUAUUUCCGAAUACUUGCUAUCAAAGGCAGCAGUGGAAAUGAAAAAGGUAAAAAAAAUCGUCUCCUCUUUAGACUCAAUCCCAAGCUCAAUUUUGUCGAAAAUUGUUGGCAAUUGAUUGAAAUUCAAUUAAGUGGCAAUACAUUGCAAUAUUUUGUUAUUUUGUAUUUAUAACUGUAAUUUUAUUUUAAAUAUAUUUCGAAACUAGGCAACUUCAACGUUGAUAGAUCAUAUUUUUCUGUACUUAUUAUUUUAAUUGAUCAUGGCCAUUGUACAUUUGUGUAUUAUACCUUUGAAUUAUUAAAAAAAAAUAAUAAUAAUUCUUGAAAAAAA
This is a messenger RNA of Bemisia tabaci, 6537 nucleotides long. The record is from RefSeq and is a predicted model, not a curated record. NCBI's taxonomy places the organism in Eukaryota, Metazoa, Arthropoda, Insecta, Hemiptera, Aleyrodidae.